AUGGCUCGUGUGGCCAUUUUGUUGUGCGCUGCGGUGGUGACCAUCGCUACGGCUCGGGCGGAUGUGACACCGCGCCGGGAUGCGGAAUAUCCACCUCCGGAGCUGCUGGAAGCCUUGAGGCCGCUGCACGAUAUAUGCGUCAAAAAGACGGGCGCCACAGACGAGGCAAUCAAAAAGUUCAGCGACGAGGAGAUCCACGAGGACGAAAAGUUAAAGUGCUACAUGAACUGUCUGUUCCACGAGUCCAAGGUGGUGGACGACAACGGGGACGUACAUCUGGAGAAGCUGCACGACUCGCUGCCGGACUCGAUGCACGACAUCGCGCUGCACAUGGGCAAGCGCUGCCUGUACCCGGAGGGCGAGAACCUCUGCGACAAGGCGUUCUGGCUGCACAAGUGCUGGAAGCAGUCCGAUCCGAAGCACUACUUCUUGGUCUGAGGUCGUUCGGGUUGUCCCGGAGCAGAGGAGCGGCAGCUGAAAACCGCGGUCCCAGCCGAACGUUGUGCUUUCUUCGACUUUGGCUGAGUUUCUCCCGAAAAAGGCACACACCAGACACAGUGGGACUUUACGCCGUUGGUCAAGGUUUUCGCGCCCGUGCUCCGAAAUAGUAAUUAGCCUUUCUGCACCGCACCGUAGUCGCCAAGAGCCGCCGAGAAGGAGAACGGCACUGAGCAAAAAAAAAAUCCGCCCCAAAACUAACCCAGUUCGGCCGGGCGCGGAAUCGGAGAAAGUGCGACCGGAGUGAAAAUGGUGAAAAUUUUAAAUUCGAGCUUAAACUUUUCUUCACAUUCCUCGCGCCCGGUUCCGGCUGCAUCCGGGUUUCGCUUACGAGCAAUAAAAGGAUCAGCGAAAAACGAACUUCCAAAACUGCAAGAAUAAA
Messenger RNA from Anopheles bellator, 880 nucleotides. Its product is annotated as general odorant-binding protein 83a-like. The transcript is spliced from 3 exons. The record is from RefSeq and is a predicted model, not a curated record. Bases 1 to 438 code for a protein of 145 amino acids. Gene Ontology annotation, molecular function: odorant binding. Lineage: Eukaryota; Metazoa; Arthropoda; Insecta; Diptera; Culicidae. Gene Ontology annotation, biological process: sensory perception of smell.